This is a messenger RNA of Ictalurus furcatus (blue catfish), 2695 nucleotides long. Its product is annotated as NT-3 growth factor receptor-like. Gene Ontology annotation, cellular component: plasma membrane; neuron projection. Gene Ontology annotation, molecular function: transmembrane receptor protein tyrosine kinase activity; protein binding; ATP binding. The transcript is spliced from 8 exons. Bases 1161 to 2429 code for a protein of 422 amino acids. The record is from RefSeq and is a predicted model, not a curated record. Gene Ontology annotation, biological process: protein phosphorylation; cell surface receptor protein tyrosine kinase signaling pathway. Lineage: Eukaryota; Metazoa; Chordata; Actinopteri; Siluriformes; Ictaluridae.
CCCUCUUCAAAUCACUGCUUCAAACUCAAGUUUAAAUAAAUAACGUGGAACCAUUUUUAUGCUAGAAAAAAUUAUCUCAAACGUAAAAUUGUUGCUUUAAUAAUCACAGAUUUUAAUCAGAUGCUACAAUUUUGAUCCAAGUUCAUGAUCAAUAAUUUGUUAAGCUAUGUUUAAAACUAAAUGAUGGAGGGAAAUGAAACCAAAUACUUGAUUAUAUCUGAACUCUGUUUACUCUAUGCUUGGUUGUGGGUGUUCUUAUAUGAAAUUAUAACUUCUAUACACAGCAGGUGUUGAUUCAACAAAAGAGAUUUUUUUUUUACUUUCUUCGGUGCUUAUUUUAGACCUUCACGGCGUCAGUCGUGAUCUCUCUCACUCUCUUCCUCCAUCUCUCUCUCCCCCUUCCUCCUUUCCUCUCCUUCCAUCUCUCAUGCUUUUUCCGCUUUUCUCUCGCUCUCUUCCUCCAUCUCUCUCUCUUUGUCUCCCUCUCUCCACCCCGUUUCUCUCUCUUCCUCAUUUACUCUCCUUCCAUCUCUCUUUCUCCCCCUCUCUCUCCACCCUGUUUCCAUCUCUCUCUUUGUCCUUUCCUCUCCUUCCAUCUCUCUCUUCCUUCUUUCUCUCACUCUCUUCGUACAUCUCUCUCUCCCCCCUCUCUUUCUCCAUUCCUCUCCUUCCAGCUCUCUCUCCACCUGUUUCUCUCUCUCUUCCUCCUUUCCUUUCCUUCCAUCUCUCUUCCUCCUUUCUCUCACUCUUCCUCCAUCUCUCUCUCUUUCCAUCUCUCACUCUCUCUUCCUCUUUUCUCUCACUCUCUCUCUCUCCACCCCGUCUCUCUCUCUCUCUCUCUCUCUCUGUCCAGGAGGUGGGUCUUCAUGCUCUUGCUUGCUGUCAGUACUCUCAGCAUCACUGCGCUCCUCAGCCUCCUCCUGUCAUGGACUGUGGAGAGAAAAGCCGGUGCUAUUCUUUCACCUUGUCUUCAUAACGGAAUACUUUCCAAAAGACAUUUUUUUUUUAACAUCAAGGAUUUUUUUUCCCCCUUCCACUAAUCUUUCUCACCCCAUCUCAUCAUGUACACAGGCGCUCUUAUGUAGCCCAAACCGCAUUCAGACACGGCACACGUUUUCCCCUAUUUUUUCCCCCCGGAUUCGUUAACUCGGUUUUGGACCAUGGAUGUUGGGCUGUGUUUCGUGCCGCUUUUGAGGAUUUUGCUGCUUUCCAGCGUCUUUCAUGGCUGUGUGUUCUCGGUGCUCGACUGCCCACCGGCCUGCACCUGUUCCUCCACCGACAUUUACUGCAAUAAAUCGGACGGGGGGAAUUUCUUCCCUCUGCUCGCUCUGCAGGACAGCAACAACGGCAGCAGCGGCGGCGGAGACAUCGAAGACCUGUUCAGAAACAUCACCACCAUACACAUAGAGAACUGGACAGGACUGCAAAUCCUGAAGGAUGUUGACAUGGAACUAUAUACGGGACUACAGCGGCUGACUAUCACGAACUGCAAUCUACGAACGAUUCAAGCGCGUGCGUUUGCACAAAACCCUCAUCUCCGUUACAUAAAUCUGUCCAAGAACCCACUUACAACGCUCUCCUGGCAGCUCUUCAAGAACCUUCAGCUGGUCGAACUGCGGCUAGAGGGGAUUGUGUUUAGCUGUGGCUGUGAGAUUCGCUGGAUCCAGCUGUGGCAGCAGAGAGGGGAAGCAGGUUUACACAAACAGCAGCUCUACUGCAAGACCGGCGCCAACAAGAUCCGCCUGCGUACAAUGAACAUCGCUCACUGUGACCCCCCUGAUAUCAACGUAACUCACAGUAACCUGACGGUGAUGGAGGGAGACAACAUCACAGUCAGCUGUAAUGGUUCAGGUUCUCCAUUACCUGAUGUGGACUGGACCGUGAAAGGACUUCACUCUAUCAACACACACCAGUCAAACGUUUACUGGCCGAACAUUCACUCCAUCAACCUCACUCUCGUCAACGUAAGCCGGGACGACAAUGGCUUCAUCCUCACCUGCAUCUCUGCGAACGUGGUCGGCAUGACCAACAUGUCUCUUCAGCUGGCUGUGCAAUUUCCCCCAGUGAUUAUAAAGUUGGAGGAGCCUGAACGCAGACACCACACUUGCAUCGAGUUCACCGUGCGAGGUUUCCCUCAUCCCACACUACAGUGGCUCUACAAAGGUCACGAGAUCCAGGCCCCAUUCAUCCACACUGAGAUGGAGCUUUACCAGGACUACCUGGAAGGCUGCCUAAAUUUUGAAAACCCUACACACCUCAAUAACGGGAACUACACACUGGUAGCCACCAACUCGCUCGGCUCGGUCAACAAAACAGUCUUUGGACAUUUCCUGGCGCCACCACCAUUUUUGGAGGAUGACGGUAGGCUUUUUAUUUUGAAAAUCAGUCUCGAAUCUAGACAUGGUACUUUUGACAAUGGCAGUGGUUAGUUGUUCAGAUACGGUGUGAAUACAUUGAUUACUUCUUGUAGUAAUCGAAAAAUAUACUCUAGUUACACUACCUGUCCCUCAGUGGUGGAAUGAACUUCCAACCUCAAUCUGGAGCACAGAAUCUGUCACUAUCUUCAAAAAACUGCUAAAGACCCACCUCUUCUGUGAACACGUAGCUAACCCCUAAAAAAAAAAAAAAAGAAAGAAAGAAAUUACUCUGGCUCUUACACCUCUACUCUGCACACUCUGCUUUUUCUAGAACUCAA